GUCCCACUGUGCAGCUCAAAUGUGGUGUUCACUCUGCCAAUCGCUGGAGGAUAGAGUGGGAACAGGAAUAAGCAGAGUUAGGAGGCCAGGACAAAAGAAGUUAAAGAGCGCCCAAUACAUACAUGUUUUUGAAGGCGGGCAGAGGGAAUAAAGUCCCCCCAGUGAGGGUCUAUGGGCCUGAUUGUGUAGUUCUGAUGGAGCCCCCUUUGAGCAAGAGGAACCCGCCAGCGCUGAGAUUAGCGGAUUUGGCAACGGCUCAGGUCCAGCCGCUUCAGAAUAUGACAGGCUUCCCGGCGCUGGCCGGCCCGCCCGCCCACUCCCAACUCCGGGCCGCCGUCGCGCACCUCCGCCUGCGGGACCUGGGCGCUGACCCCGGCGUGGCCACCACUCCGCUCGGACCCGAGCACAUGGCCCAGGCGAGCACGCUGGGCCUCAGCCCUCCCUCCCAGGCGUUCCCGGCACACCCGGAGGCUCCGGCAGCCGCCGCCCGUGCUGCAGCCUUGGUCGCGCACCCCGGCGCGGGCAGCUACCCCUGUGGCGGGGGCAGCAGUGGCGCGCAGCCCUCCGCGCCCCCGCCCCCAGCCCCUCCUCUUCCUCCCACCCCUUCACCCCCUCCCCCUCCCCCGCCUCCUCCUCCUCCUGCCCUCUCGGGCUACACCACCACCAACAGUGGCGGCGGCGGCAGCAGCGGCAAAGGCCACAGCAGGGACUUCGUCCUCCGGAGGGACCUUUCCGCCACGGCCCCCGCGGCGGCCAUGCACGGGGCCCCGCUCGGAGGGGAGCAGCGGUCCGGCACCGGCUCCCCCCAGCACCCGGCCCCGCCUCCCCACUCGGCCGGCAUGUUCAUCUCCGCCAGCGGCACCUACGCGGGCCCGGACGGCAGCGGCGGCCCGGCGCUCUUCCCCGCGCUGCACGACACGCCGGGGGCCCCAGGCGGCCACCCGCACCCGCUCAACGGCCAGAUGCGCCUGGGGCUGGCGGCGGCAGCGGCAGCCGCGGCGGCUGAGCUGUACGGCCGCGCCGAACCGCCCUUCGCGCCGCGCUCUGGGGACUCGCACUACGGGGCGGUUGCGGCCGCAGCGGCGGCCGCCCUGCACGGCUACGGAGCCGUGAACUUAAACCUGAACCUGGCGGCUGCGGCGGCCGCAGCAGCGGCCGGGCCCGGGCCCCACCUGCAGCACCACGCGCCGCCCCCGGCGCCGCCGCCGCCGGCGCCCGCGCAGCACCCGCACCAGCACCACCCCCACCUCCCAGGGGCGGCUGGGGCCUUCCUGCGCUACAUGCGGCAGCCAAUCAAGCAGGAGCUCAUCUGCAAGUGGAUCGACCCCGACGAGCUGGCCGGGCUGCCGCCGCCGCCGCCGCCGCCGCCGCCACCGCCCCCGGCCGGCGGCGCCAAGCCCUGCUCCAAAACUUUCGGCACCAUGCACGAGCUGGUGAAUCACGUCACGGUGGAGCACGUGGGAGGCCCCGAGCAGAGCAGCCACGUCUGCUUCUGGGAGGACUGUCCGCGCGAGGGCAAGCCCUUCAAGGCCAAAUACAAGCUCAUCAACCACAUCCGCGUGCACACCGGCGAGAAGCCCUUUCCCUGCCCUUUCCCCGGCUGCGGCAAGGUCUUCGCGCGCUCCGAGAACCUCAAGAUCCACAAGCGUACUCAUACAGGGGAAAAGCCUUUCAAAUGUGAAUUUGAUGGCUGCGACAGGAAGUUUGCCAAUAGCAGUGAUCGGAAGAAACAUUCCCAUGUCCACACCAGUGACAAGCCCUACUACUGCAAGAUUCGAGGCUGUGACAAAUCCUACACUCACCCAAGCUCCCUGAGGAAGCACAUGAAGAUUCACUGCAAGUCCCCACCACCUUCUCCAGGACCCCUUGGUUACUCAUCAGUGGGGACUCCAGUGGGCGCCCCCUUGUCCCCUGUGCUGGACCCAGCCAGGAGUCACUCCAGCACUCUGUCCCCUCAGGUGACCAACCUCAAUGAGUGGUACGUUUGCCAGGCCAGUGGGGCCCCCAGCCACCUCCACACCCCUUCCAGCAAUGGAACCACCUCUGAGACUGAAGAUGAGGAAAUUUACGGGAACCCUGAAGUUGUGCGGACGAUACAUUAGAAUUUAUUAUUAAUAAUAAUAAGUGAAAUAAUAAGUGGGAGUCCUUGGACCACAUCCUAACCUGAGACAAUGCCGAGCCUGAGACAAACCCGUGACUCAGACUUGCCACCGGGUCUAAUUAGCCCUAUUUAUUCAGUAUGAAACCCUAUGGUGUUUGUACAUUUAAUUAAUUUAAUUAAGAUAUUUGGGCUUUUUUUUUUUUCUUAAAAAACAAACAAAAAACAACCAAGCUGGACUUGUACAUUGCAGGAGGAUGGGGCUGGGGGCAAAUUGUACCAAGGAAAAUGAAUGGAGAGAUUAGUUAAUGGCGAUACACACUGCCGAUGCAAUAUAUAUAUAUAUAUAUAUAUAUAUAUAUACAUACAUAUAUAUAUACAUAUAUUAUUUUUUUUUAAAAGGGGGAGAAAAAGAGCAUUAAGUCAGAACUUAACACAGCACCAAGGCCCUCUGCAUUUCCCGGAGUGCCUCUCAAAUGCCUUUGACACCAUACCAUGGGCUGCUUUUGAGCCUCCUUGUUGGACCCUAAUUCUGCCAAGGCCUCUUGAUUGUAAACCACACACCUGCUGCAUUGCCAACAGAUCCUGUUCCGUACCUGUGUCCAAAAACAUUUGUAAAAACCCUUUGAGUUUAAUAUUUGUAAUUUUUAAUUUCCACUCUUUUAUUACUGAUCUUACCUUAAUACAAUAUUUUUAUACAGGAUUAUUUCUUCAGUAUCCUACUGUGUGAUUUUAAAAAAAGAUGCAGCAACCUUAAUAUAUCUCCAUAUCUUGUGCUACUGUGAUUGUUCAAGCAAAAGUGGAGAGAAGAAAAGCUGCUGCAAAAGACAACUGUGAAACUGUGAUAUUUUAUAAAAUAGAAGAAAUUCAAGUGCUUUCUUUUUCCUAUAUGUUUUUUUUUAAUCUGAAUUCUCAGAUACUGCCUCCUAACUGUGUCCAAACUUCUUGUGUAAUAAAGAGAUUCUGUUUUCGAUCCUAAGUUCUUUGGGAUGCCAACAUUCACAGUCAAGUCUUGAGGAGGUGUGAUGAUGGCAUCAUGCCUAUUUUUUUGGAAAGCUGUUGUUUUUAAAACAGGCCAACACCUCUUUUAUACUGUUGUAUCAGCCUUUUAAAAAGUCUAUUUUUCAAUGCCUGAAACUGCAUUUUAAUGCAUUUUCUUCCACCUGAGCACUGAGCACACCAAACUGGAAUCCAUUUGAAAAUGACAGUGUGUGAAGUGUAUGAUUUACAUUAAAAGAGGGGAGGGAGUUGCCAUACAUAUUAAAAUUUUUAAAAGGUUUAUAGUUACCACCAAACACUGAUGAAUGUGUGACCUUUGCCAGAGCUGUCAAGCUAGGAUAAAAAAGGUCAAGGACCUAGGACAAUAACUCUUAGUCAAUUUAUUUUCGGUUGGUACAACACAUCUCCUGUGCAAAAUGUAGUCCAUCAGAAACAUCCUACAGAUACACUAAAGAGCACUAAUUUAUCCUUAGAGACCCCGAAGACACCCCCUCCCCAGGGUUUGUAGAAAUUUGUUUUGUGUGCUGUGAGUGGUUGAUGUAGUCUUGUCAUUGUUAAUAACUUGUAUGUGAACACUAUUAUUUGUACAGUUGAAUUAAUUUAUUUUCAGACAUCAUCCUUUUUUUUUUCUUUUCUGGAAGAGUUCAAAGCACACCAAAGAAUUAUAUUAUACAUUUUGGUGAAAGAUUGUCAUUUAUGAUCCAUGGUUUAUUUAAAAAAAAAAGGAAAGAAAAUGGAAAAAUAUAUUUUUAAGCUUACUUGAAUGAACAACGUAAUGUGAAAACCAAGACUCUUCCUGCAUGUCUUUUUUGCAUUGUGUUGAUAAGAUUAUAUAUAGUUUAUAGAUAUAUUAUAUUACUAGUACAGUGCAUGGUGCUGUCACUUGGAAAGCCUUUCAAUGUUGUCUUCAGAUUGUUGUGAUGAAUAUGAAACAUGCAGACCCUCCUUUAUAAAGAAAAAGACCUUAAAACUUGAAUAUGAGAUAAUUUUACAUUUUAAAAGUUUAUUUGAUUUUCAUAUUAUUCACUUUCAAAGCCCUUUCAAAUAGAAAAGGUAUGAACUUUUGGGGGGAUAAUUUAUGUAUCGUAAACUUAUUAGGACAAAAUAUUCCUGAUGUAUAAUGAGUUGUUUUAUUUAUACAACUUUUUCAAUGGUAGUUUGCACUAUUCUUUAUUAUGCUACAGGUUUAUUUAUUAUGAAACAAAGGAAUAUGUAUUUUAUGUAUUUUACCAUGCAUAGGUUAACUCUUUGCCACAGAUUUAUUGGUUCUUGAUACACCUAAAAUAAAAAAAAAUGUACCUCCAAUAGAGAGCAAGCAAGAAUGAUUAUGAAGUAACAAAUUUAAUAAAGGUAUUCUUAUUAUUGCUUA
Messenger RNA from Gorilla gorilla gorilla (western lowland gorilla), 4466 nucleotides. RefSeq names its product Zic family member 5 (gene ZIC5). Bases 123 to 2102 code for a protein of 659 amino acids. Lineage: Eukaryota; Metazoa; Chordata; Mammalia; Primates; Hominidae. The record is from RefSeq and is a predicted model, not a curated record. Gene Ontology annotation, biological process: regulation of transcription by RNA polymerase II. Gene Ontology annotation, molecular function: DNA-binding transcription factor activity, RNA polymerase II-specific; RNA polymerase II cis-regulatory region sequence-specific DNA binding. Gene Ontology annotation, cellular component: nucleus. The transcript has 2 exons.